AUUUAGAUUUAGAAAAGAUUUUUUACCUCCUCAACUUGUAACUCGUUUUAAAUAAAAAAAUAUUUGUGGGGCUCUGCUUUGGACUCUGGCUGUAGUUUUUAUGCUAGAUUCAAUAGUCAUGCGUAGCUUGGAAAGUUGAAACAACUGGAAGCCAUCCAUCAAAGGUGUAACAUCGCUAGCACUGAAAAGAAUUGCACUUUUCUACUUCUAUUCCAACAACAAUUAAGCUGGGAUAUGGACAAUAAUGCAAGCAACUCAAAAACAACAACAACCGAUUUAGCAAACACAUCAUCGCAAGCGUUAUCAUCGACAAUUUCCCAACAACAGCAAAAGCAACAAUUAUCAAUAACAACAGGAACUGGCAGUAAUUCAUCAUUUUGGAAGAAUAGCAAUCGCAUAGUACCCGGUCGCCCUAGCCCUAAAAGAGACUCAAAUCAAGCUGCAACUGGGGCAGUUUUAGUGGCUGGUCAGAGUGGCGGUAUGAUGGCGACUUUUCGCGACUAUCAAAAGUCAGUGAGUGAUGCUUGGGACACGGGAGAUGAUGAAUUUUGCAUAAUAUCGAAUGCCACGCAACAACAAUUGCAGCAGCAGUAUAACAGCAGGGGGGCUGCUGCAACGGAGGAUGCCACUCCAGUUGUACACAAAUCAGAUCCCAGAAUAUCUAGGCAUGUUUCACAAACAUUGGCUCAAAAUGUUAUUGAAAUUCACAAGACAUCAACCAUGGCAAACAGUAGCAGCGGCGGCGUUGGCUUGGUGGCGGUAGGCUCGGGUCACAUAAAUAUGUGUAAUAACAAUGCUGGCAGUGACAACACAAACUCAAUGGAUGCAAAUGCGAGAACAUUGGAAAACUCAUCAACGAAAUCAUUGCAAAAAGAUAUUAAAGUCGAAACCGAAGAAAUCAGACCGCGCAUACGCCAUAUUCAAGCAUUACCAGGACGACCCCAGUUACAAAAAUUUACCUCCAACACUCAAGACUCGGAAUACGAGACCAAAAUAGAAAAGUUCCAAGUUUUAUUGGAUUCGCCGCUAUUGGAUUUAGUAGCUUUAAAGAAACUGAGUUGGUCUGGGAUUCCUAGAAAGAUGCGUGCCAUUAGCUGGCGUUUAUUAUCGAAAUAUUUGCCGCCAUCUGGUGAAAGACGUAAUGGAGUAUUGGAAAGUAAACGUCAGAAUUAUCAAGACUUAAGACAAAAUUACUUUAGAGUUGAUAGUCCAGAUGAAUCACAACAGGAUACAUAUAGACAGAUCCAUAUUGAUGUGCCACGUAUGAAUCCACAAAUCUCGCUCUUCCAACAAAAGCUGGUGCAAGAAAUGUUUGAACGUAUUUUGUUUAUAUGGUCCAUACGACAUCCUGCUUCGGGCUAUGUUCAAGGGAUUAAUGAUUUAGUAACGCCAUUUUUUAUUGUAUUUUUACAAGAAAAUUUACCACCAGGUACUGACAUAGAAAAAUUCGAUAUGGGUUCGUUGUCAGAAGAAAUUCGUGAUGCCAUUGAAGCCGAUGCAUUUUGGUGUUUAUCCAAAUUUCUCGAUUGCAUACAGGAUAAUUAUAUAUUUGCUCAAUUGGGUAUACAGGAGAAGGUUAAUCAAUUAAAGGAUUUAAUUCAAAGAAUAGAUGGCAAUCUUCAUCGUCAUUUACAACAACACGGUGUAGACUAUUUACAAUUUUCAUUUCGUUGGAUGAAUAACUUAUUAACUCGCGAAUUGCCUCUGCAUUGCACAAUACGUCUAUGGGACACCUACUUGGCCGAAUCAGAUGGUUUUGCCUUAUUUCACCUAUACGUUUGUGCAGCCUUUUUGUUACAUUGGAAGGAACAAUUAAUGCAACAAAUAGAUUUUCAGGGACUUUUGCUAUUGCUACAAAAUCUGCCUACUCACAAUUGGUCUGAUCGUCAAAUUAAUGUCUUAGUUGCCGAAGCAUUUCGUCUCAAAUUCACCUACGCUGAUGCGCCAAAACAUUUGGAAGCCAAAAGUUGACAUCAUCGCCAAUACAUGUAUGUGUCAUCGUAGAAACUAAAGAGAAACCGAAUUAGGCAGAAGUAAGUCUCCGUACGGAGGGCAAAGCAGGCAAAGCAAAGCAUUAUUGGAAAUCCAAAUUAUUAGUACUACUCUACCCAACAUACAUUUUAGAUGAAGAAAUGCCGAGAUGGAAGAUGUAACACAAAACAACAACAACUACAAAAAUUAUUAAAUAUGAUAGACAUAGAAUGAGAAAAGCUUAAAGCAUUAGUUAAUACAAAAAACGUAGCGUGUCAAAUGAAUACAAAAAAAAAAAGCAAAAAAGGGGGCAAGCAAAACAAUGAGGCGAUCGCCAUCUAUGUCGCCAUACAUUUAAGUUUUGUUUUUGUUUUUUUUUUGUUUGCUUGCCCUUAUAUAACACUAGAGAGUAGAGUCGUAAUAAAAAUGUAAGUUUUCUCCCCAUAUUGUUUUACUUGUAUUUGUUUUAUUCUUCAUAUUUGUUUUUUUUUUUGUUAUUAAAAACAGAAUUUAUGUCAAAUGCAUCUUGGACGCAAUCUAUAGAAUUAUAUAAAUAUCCCAUACUACAAUCUAAUAUGUAUCGCUAUUUUAUUAUUAGAAAUUAAACAAAAAAAAAAAGCAUUCGAAAGAUAAGUUACAAAGAAACACACAAAGAAAACAAAUCUAUAACACACAAUACACUUUGUAUAUAGCAGAUAUAUUAUUAUUACUAUUAUUAUAUAAAAACAAC
Stomoxys calcitrans (stable fly) is the source of this 2701-nucleotide messenger RNA. It is a transcript of the gene Tbc1d22, whose product is annotated as TBC1 domain family member 22B. Bases 235 to 1971 code for a protein of 578 amino acids. The record is from RefSeq and is a predicted model, not a curated record. The transcript has 8 exons. Gene Ontology annotation, molecular function: GTPase activator activity. NCBI's taxonomy places the organism in Eukaryota, Metazoa, Arthropoda, Insecta, Diptera, Muscidae. Gene Ontology annotation, biological process: activation of GTPase activity.